AUGAGUGAGGAAAAUAAUGGCAUAUUAAUAAAUAAGAGAGAAAAUGAAAAAAUAAAUGAACAACAAUGUAAUAAUACAAAUAAUAAUUACUAUGAGGAACCUCUUGGAUAUAAUUUUUUAACAGAAGAAGAUCAUAGGAAUUAUAAUAAUUUUAUAAAAUUCUGUAAAGAUAAUUUUGCUUAUAUUGAUAUGAGAGAUAUUAAUAGAGUAAUUAAUAAAUUAAGAGAGGGUCCAAAUAAAGAUUAUUUUUGUAAUUAUAUAAGUAGCUCAGAUGAGAGUGAUAUGGAUGAUAAUAAAAAAAGUAAUACAAAUGUGGAUUAUAUAGAUCAUGAUGAGAACCAUACUAAUGGUCAUAAAAAAAAAAAAAUUAAAGAUUAUCGGAAAAACUUGAAGCUUAUAAAUAUAAAAAAAAAUAAAAGAGCUCGUAUCAACCUUAUAGUAAUAAAAAAAAAGUAUCUCAAUGAUAACAAUAAUAAUAAUAGUGACAAUAAUAAAAAUAGUGAUAAUAAUUAUAAUAAUAAUAAUAAUAACCAUCAUAGUUAUAAUAGUGAGCGGACAGAGAAAAACACAAUUAUAUUGUCUCCCAUUUUUAUGCCUGUAGGAACAAAAUGCUGUAUUAAAGGAUUAACAUUAGAAAAUGUAAACGACAUAUGUGAUUAUAUAAUUUUAAGUAAUACUUAUCAUUUAUCUAAUAUUUAUGAUAUGUCUAUAUUUCAAUAUAAUAAAGAUAUAAAUAAUUUAAUAAAAUUUCCAAACGCCAUGCUUACAGAUUCUGGUGGAUUUCAGAUGGUCUCCUUAAGUAAACGAAUAAAAAUUUUAGAGGAAGGGAUCUUAUUUAAUAAUAUUUAUAAUAGUGAGGUUAUAAAGAAAAAUAUGAAAAUUUGUAAUGUUGAAGAUAUAGUAAAGAGAACAUGUGAAGAGGUUGGUAACGACAUGUGUAAUAAUAUGGUAGUACAUGAUAAUGUAACUGAUGAGACAUCUAAUGAAAUAAAUAAAAAAAUAUCUAAUGAAAUAAAUAAAAAUAUAUCUAAUGAAAUAAAUAAAAAAAUAUCUAAUGAAAUAAAUAAAAACAUAUCUGCUACAACUCAUGACAAUACAAAUGAACAUCAUCCUUGUGAUUCGAAAAAAUAUUUAGAAGAAGGAGAAGAUAUAUUACUAUCACCAGAAAUAUCAAUAAGACUUCAAAAUUUUAUAGGGAGUGACAUUAUUAUGGCUUUAGAUGAUGUGCGUUCUUCUUUAGAAGAAAAUAAGAAUAAGAUUGAAGAAGCUACUCAUCGUACUAAUAGAUGGUUAAAGAGAUGUAUAGAUAUUCAUAAAAAAAAAGAAGAACAAAGUUUAUUUGGUAUAGUUCAAGGUGGAUUACAUAUCGAUUUAAGAAAUAUAUCAAUGGAUUUUAUUUUACGUCAGAAAUUAAAUGGAUAUGCUGUUGGAGGUUUAUGUGGAGGAGAAAAGAAAACGAAAUUUAUUGAAAUUAUUAAUCAUUGUUCAAAUGAAAAGAAUAAGAAAUAUAAUUAUUUGCCAAUAAAUAAAUGUAGAUAUAUUAUGGGAAUUGGAUAUAUAGUUGAUAUAAUAUUUUGUUCUUUAUUUGGAUAUGAUAUGUAUGAUUGUGUAUAUCCAUCUCGAACAGCAAGAUUUAAUACUGCUGUUAGUUUUGAUGGAACUAUAAAAUUAAAACAAUCUAAAUAUAAAUAUGACUUUUCACGUUUAGAAAAAAAUUGCAACUGUUAUGUAUGUUUAAAAUAUACAAAGGCAUCUUUACAUUUUCUUAUAUCCAAAAGAAAUACAAUCACAAAUGUUUUAUUAACAUUACAUAAUAUUUAUUUUACUCUUUAUAUGUGUCAUUUGAUGAAGGUAGCUAUUUUUUCAAAUAAACUCGAUCAAUUCAUAACAACUUUUUUGUAUAAUCAUUUUGUUAUUGGAGUUAAAAAUGGAAAUUACAAAAUUCCUUGUCCUGAUGAAAACGAAAAUAAAAUGAGUAAUCAUCAUAAUAUAAACACUAAUGAUAUUAAUAAAAAUGAUAUGAAAGGAAAGAAUUAUCAACAAGCUACACAAAAUUUAAAUAUCAAACAAAAAAAUAUGAUACAAGAAUUAAAAAGAAAUUUACCACAAUGGGUCGUGCAGGCUCUUGAAUAUGCUGACAUAGAAUUAAUGUUUUAA
Messenger RNA from Plasmodium adleri (nom. inval.), 2157 nucleotides. RefSeq names its product queuine tRNA-ribosyltransferase, putative. The transcript has a single exon. The coding region runs from base 1 to 2157 and encodes 718 amino acids. Lineage: Eukaryota; Apicomplexa; Aconoidasida; Haemosporida; Plasmodiidae. Gene Ontology annotation, molecular function: pentosyltransferase activity. The record is from RefSeq and is a predicted model, not a curated record. Gene Ontology annotation, biological process: tRNA queuosine(34) biosynthetic process; tRNA wobble guanine modification. Gene Ontology annotation, cellular component: cytoplasm.